This is a messenger RNA of Chanos chanos (milkfish), 501 nucleotides long. Its product is annotated as vesicular, overexpressed in cancer, prosurvival protein 1-like. Gene Ontology annotation, cellular component: cytoplasmic vesicle membrane. The transcript is spliced from 5 exons. Bases 1 to 501 code for a protein of 166 amino acids. The record is from RefSeq and is a predicted model, not a curated record. NCBI's taxonomy places the organism in Eukaryota, Metazoa, Chordata, Actinopteri, Gonorynchiformes, Chanidae.
AUGCGAGACAUUUCGAGGAUCAUCUUCACGUUUUGUUUAUUUGCCGAGAGCAUAGCAGACAAAAAGUAUUGUUGGUACUUGGAGGGAGGAUAUCCCAUAUAUUUUAUAUGUAAGUCGUAUGAGGACUGCUGUAGUACGCGGUGCUGUGUUCGAGCCCUCUCCAUCCAGAAAGUUUGGUAUUUCUGGGUGCUAUUGAUGCUGGGUAUUCUGUUCUGCUGCGGGGCUGGAUUUUUCAUACGAAGACGUAUGCACACAGCCCCUCUCCCAGAACAGCCAGACAUCAACGUUUCCUACAGCAGAUAUCCUCUUACAGCUCCAGGGUUGCAGCAGCAGUCUGGUUUUCAAGGGUAUAGAGAGCCAGGGAAUGUGGUCAUUUCUCCUGUUUAUCAGAUGCAGUCUCACCCUCCCCAUAUGACUGCAGUCUACCCACCCCUACCUUCAUACUGUAACCAGCCACCUCCCUCCUAUGAGGAGGUUCUACGGGAUUCGGUUAAGAAAUAA